Closterium sp. NIES-67 is the source of this 5835-nucleotide messenger RNA. The record is from the annotation of a GenBank genome assembly. NCBI's taxonomy places the organism in Eukaryota, Viridiplantae, Streptophyta, Zygnematophyceae, Desmidiales, Closteriaceae.
UUUCAGGACCCUAUUUUCCUGGUCAUUUGUUUAGGCGACUGCUAUUUCCAGUAGACUCCUGCGGGAGAAGCCAGCACCAAGCAAGGAGAAAGAAACCCGCGAGAGACCGGAGCUCGCCGGGACGCGACGUCGCUUUGAGAGGUUGAGAGCGGAAGGCUAUUGGUCAUUGCAUUCUACAUUAUUCAUAUCCUUCAGGCUCCUCUACUCCAGCAAGCUUGUAAUUCCUUUUUUUACGUUCUACGCGUUUCUGAAUUUUAGAGCUAAUAACGGGUUUCCAGCGUGUGAAUUGGCUUUCUGACAUCAGCAUGGCGGAUAAUAACGUCCAAGCAUCUUUCCGUAAUAACCGCAACCCUCAGCCUUCAGAAUCCCUCUCCGCGAGUUCCGAUCCGCACAGCGAGAGGGGCGGUCGCCGCAGGGGCGGAGGCAGAGGGCGAGGCCGGAAUUUCGAAGACCGAAAUUCACAAGAUCAUGCUCGGAAUCCAGGCGAUAACGUCCAAAAUCCGCAAGAUAUUGGCCGGAAUCCAGAGGAGAAUUAUAACCGUGGAGGGCGGGGCGGCAGGGGCAGAGGCAGGGGUCGAGGCCGGGAUUCAGAAUUUUCCUCCGGUCGUGGAGGAUUUGACGGCGUCGUCAGCGGCGGCAAUCACGGCGGUGGUCGCGGCGGCGGACGCGGCGGUGGGCGUGGCGGAUCUGCCGGUCUUCUAGUCCAAGACAUUGAUCAACAACUUGCCGUUUACUUUCAACCGUGCGGGCCUGAAGUUUACAACGGAUCUGCAGGCCGUCAGGCACAGGGCGUCGCCCAACCUCGCCGCGGUUACUCUCAGCCCUACCGGCCAUUUCUGGUGCCUUCCGGCCAGUCAGAUCAGCCGGCAGAUCUGACUGCGCUGGUGAAUCAGCCGGCAAGUCAGCCUGCCGCCGCUAACGUUGACGGAAGCAUGCGUGGCAGCGGGACUAGCGCGGGAAUUUUGCCGUUGGAGAUGCCAUCGGCGGGGAUAGCUUCGUAUUCUUCGGGCAGUAGUAAUUUCCAACAGCCAGGAACGCUCCCAAGCAGCGGGCAGCCUCAACCACGGGCAGGUCCUGGGAUUUUGGACCUGCCCGCGCUUCUGCGCCCCCUUGAUGCGCCAGCACAGCAGGGGCGCUCGCGGGGAAGGGGAAGGGGAGGAGGGGGCGGGGGAAGGGGAGGCAGGGAGGGGGGAAGGGGGAGAAGAGGGCCCGGAGGCAGAGGAGAGGUAGAGCUACCGUUACAUUCACAGCAGCAGGUAACAGGGUUACCAGCAUCAGCCCCAGUUUUGCCCUCACACGCUUCUGCGCCAUUUCCUGUGCAACAGGGUUACCAGCAUUCGCAGCAGCCGAAUUCGCAGCAAACGUUUCACCACCAGCAGCAUUUCAACCAGCCGCUACAGCAGCAGCACCACCAGCAGCAGUACCAGCAUCAGGUCAGGCAAAACCCGGGCUUUGGGGGCCACAGGAGGGAGCCUUUUGAGUCGACGCAAAAGAGCGUCCGGGACACGACGAACGACAGCGUGAGGGAUGUGAGGCGAGCGGAAGCAAAGAGAGCAGAAUCACAGAGGGGCGGAGCGGCAGAGAGGGCUGGAGUGGCAGGGAGGGACGGAGUGGCGGUGCCGCAGCUGCUACAAGAAAUGGAGAACCGCCUGCGCACCGGCCAGAUAGAGUGUAUGAUCUGCUAUGAUACGGUCGGGCGCUCUGCCGCCGUGUGGAGCUGCCACAGCUGCUACGCCGUCUUCCACCUGCACUGCACGCGCAAGUGGGCCAAAGCGCCCUCGUCUGGUGCUGCCCCUGACCUCGCUGCGGCUAACGCAGGGGGAGGCGCGGGAGGGAGCGCGGGAGGGGGGGCAGGGAUGGGCGGAGCAGCUGGGGGGGUUGGGGGCGGUGGAGGAGGGGGAACAGCAGCAGGAGCAGCAGGAGGGUCAGGAAGCGAAGGGUGGAGGUGCCCUGGUUGUCAGGCGGUGCAGCUAACCCCUCCCUCUCACCUCCGCUACCUCUGCUUCUGCGGGCAAAGGGAAGACCCGCCCUUCGACCCCUACCUAGUCCCCCACUCCUGUGGGGAAACCUGCCACCGACCCCUAGGCCUCCCCGGUUCGUCCUGCCCCCAUCUUUGCACGCUUAUGUGCCACCCUGGGCCCUGUCCGCCCUGCAGCGCUAUGGGUAGUACCGAGUCAUGCUUUUGUGGGGGGCAGAGGUUCCAGAGGCGGUGUAGCGAGGCUGCGACGAAGCCAGGGGGAGUGUCGUGUGGAGAGCGGUGUGGAGCGGUGCUGAGGUGCGGCAGGCAUGUGUGUGAGAGGGUGUGCCAUGAGGGGCCGUGUGGGGAGUGUGGGGAGGUGGUGGUGGCGCAGUGUGUUUGCGGGAAGGAGGAGCAGCAGAGGCGAUGCUCCAGCCUUACUCCCAGUGACCCUCCACUCAUCUCUCCUACUCCUACUCCUGUGGCUGAUGCUCCUCUUCUCCCUCCUCUCACUUCGCCCUCCAAAGCGACCAAGGUUGACAGUGGCACAACUACCAGCAGCAGCAGCAGCCCUCUUUGUGACGAGAGCAAGGGUGAUAGCAGCACGACAACACCCAGCAGCAACAGCGGCAGCAGUGGGGUGUAUCUCGUCAAAGGAGCGUUUUCCUGCAGCACCAUUUGUAACAAGCUGCUUCCGUGUGGUAACCAUCACUGCCAGAAACGCUGCCACAGCGUCAGCUCCCCUUGCGGCGAUUGCCAAUUUUCACCCUCCACCGUUCACACCUGCCCGUGCGGCAAGCAGCCAAUCACAGCGCUCCUCCAAAAAGCUGGGCAGGCAAAAGGACGAACGUCAUGCCUCGACCCAAUCCCAACGUGUGGCGCUGGGUGCGGCAAGCUACUCCCAUGCGGCCUGCAUGUGUGUGCUAGUCUUUGCCACGUGGGGGAGUGCCCUCCCUGUGAGAGGCCUGUGGAGCAGCAGUGUGCGUGUGGGGAAUCCGUCCGAACGGUGCCCUGCCAUAAAACCCUGAUACUCGCUGGGAAGGGUUUUGGGGCUGACUUUCCUGGCAGCGGCAGUGUCGGUGGGAGUGCUGCUGGUGCUGUGGGUGGUGCUGCCGGUGUUGCUGCUGGUGAGGCCUGUAGUGGUGACGCUCGUGAGGGUAUGGAGGGUGCGGAAUCUGCUGCUGUUGCAGCAGCAGGGACGGGUGCAGGAGCAGGAGUUGAUAGCGAGGCCUUCCGUUGUAACCGCAAGUGUAACGCCAAGAAGAACUGCGGGCGGCACCGCUGCAACACCAGCUGCUGCCCGAAAAACCCCAAGAACAAGGCGCACAGCGCCAACACCGAUGCUGCUUCUCCCGCUGCUGCUGGUGCUUCACCUCCCCCUGAUACAGACCCCCAUCUCUGCAUGCUCGUCUGUGGGAAGAAGCUCCGAUGCGGCAAACACUCCUGCAUGGAGCUUUGCCACUCCGGGCACUGCCCGCCUUGCCUGGAAGCUUCCUUCUCCGAGGUCUCCUGCUCCUGCGGCUCCUCCUUCAUCCCUCCCCCUGUCCCCUGCGGCACUCCUGCCCCCUCCUGCUCCCAGCCCUGCUCCAAGGCGAGGGAGUGCGGGCACGAUCCGGAUCACCCCUGCCAUUUCGGGGAUUGUCCACCGUGUUCCACUGCAGUGUCGAAGGAGUGUGUGGGCGGGCAUGUGGUGCUGAGGGGGGUGCCCUGUGGCAGCAGGGAUAUCAGAUGCAGUAACGUGUGUGGGAAGAGGCGGCAGUGUGGGGUGCACGCUUGCCUGAAACUGUGCCAUGUUGGCCCCUGUGAUGAACCUCCUGCUUCCCCUGCUGCUGCUGCUGCUGCUGCUGGCAGUGCUGGUGGUAGUGCUGACGCUGCCUCUGCUGCUGCUUCCGCUGAUGGGGACAAUCAACAGCCAGUUAAGGGCCCUGUAUCCUGUGGUCAGCCCUGCGGCGCCCCUAGAAGGGAGUGCCAGCACACAUGCACAUCCACAUGCCACAUCGGCUCCCCCUGUCCCGAUGUCCGUUGCACCACCCCUGCCACCAUCACCUGCGCAUGUGGCCGUCUCUCCGCCCGAGUCCCCUGCGGGGCAGGUGGGAAAGACUCCGAUUGGCUGACCGGGAAUCUCAUCCUGCCGGGGCUGCCCACCGCACUGGUUCAGCCUGCGGAGGCUUCCUCGGCGGCGGGCGGCCGGGCAGCGAGAAAGUUUCCGCCGGGGCAGUGCAAGCUGGCGUGCAAUGAGGAGUGUGAGAAGGUCCAGCGGAAGAAAGUUCUAGCUGAGGCGUUUCAUCCCUUAGCAGCUGCUGAGGGGGGUAUUAGCAACAGCAGCAGCAAUAGUGCUUGGGACAGUCGCGACGGCACCAGCAGCAACAGCAGCAGCAGUGCGGUUAGCAGCGGGGAGCUGUCUCAAUCCGUAAUGGACGUGAUCCGCACCGAUCCGCGCUGGGCAGCAGACGUUGAAUCGCGCCUGCAGUACCUAGUGCUGGGCCCUGCUGUCAAGAGCUCCCAUGCAUCAACUGCUGGGUGGCCGCGCGAAGGCGUGCGGGUGCACAUUUUCAAGCCUAUGUCCCGAGAUAAGAGGGAGGCGGUGCACCAAAUGGCAGGUAGAUGGCGCCUGGAGACGGUUUCCAAAGGGGCGGAGCCGCACCGAUUCACACUUGUGUAUACCUUGUCCAAGUCCCGCGCUCCGACCAGGAAGCUUCCGCUCCCUUCACGGAUCCCUGCUGCUGCUGGUGCAGGGGGGUCUGCCACGGCUAGUGUAAGUUGCAGCCUCGGAAGCAGCAGCAUAAUCGGAAACAGCCUGUUGCCUCUGGGCCCGGGCUUCUCACCCUCCCUCACUGCUCCUGCCCCGCCUUUCGACCCGGAAAUUGACCUGAAUCCAGCGCGAGUGGUAGCUCUACUCUCUCUCCCCAGGGAUUCCAAUGUGGCGACUCAGCUGGUUCGAUUCGGAGGGGAGUGCGAGCUGGUGUGGAUCGACGAUCGCAACGCAGUGGCUGUGUUUGAGGACCCCGGGCGAGCAGCAACGGCCAUGCGGUUUCUCGACCACGCCAAGCCCUUCUGGGGCGCUGUUGCCCGCGGUAGCCUGAACCUGCAGCAGCAGCAGCAUGGGAGUGGGGGGCCUGGAUCCUGGGCUGUAGCCGGGGCAGGUGUAGCCGGCGUAGCAGGUGUAUCUGGAGGAGGGGGUACUGGUGGGGCUGGUUCGGCGGGUUGGGGCGGGAGAGGCUCGGCCGGGCCUGCAGGUGCAGGUUCGGGCAGAGGUUGGGGAACAGGAGACGUGGGAGUGGGGGGAGGGGGGCGUGGGGGAGGUGCUACUGGGGGAGGGGCUGGCGGCUGUGGUAAUGGUACCGGCAGUAGUGAUGUUGGUGGUGCCAGUGGCGAUGUGAACAAGCUCACUGGUGCUGCACCUGCUACGACUGCUACAACAGCUACAACUGCUGCACCUGGUCCAACACCAGGUGUAACAGCUGGAAGUGCCGUUGUUACUACUGCCGUUGCUGGUGCUGGUGCUGGUGCUGGUGCUGCUGCUGCUGAUGGGGAAGGGACUGGGGAAGGAGAUGUGGUGAAUGAUGAUAUGGAAGACUGGGAGAAGAUGCUUGAUUAGGGAGUCUUGGGAGUGGGCCUGGAUGCUGGGCUGUAGCUGGGGCAGGUGUGGCAGGUGCGGCAGGAGCGGCAGGUGUGGCAGGUGUGGCAGGUGUAUAUGGAGUGGGUAGGUACUGUGGAAGGAGAUGUGGUUAAUGUUGAUAUGGAGGAUUGGGACUGGGAGAAGAUGCUUCAUUAGGGAGUCUUUUUAUGAUUUUGUAUCUCUAAACGGUACCUCUACAUGAUCUACCGCCAGUGUUAUGUGUUGUGAUCUUACAUAUCUGUGCUUACCCAUAUCGGUU